Condylura cristata (star-nosed mole) is the source of this 3491-nucleotide messenger RNA. RefSeq names its product prolyl 3-hydroxylase 2 (gene P3H2). The record is from RefSeq and is a predicted model, not a curated record. Gene Ontology annotation, biological process: collagen metabolic process. The transcript has 15 exons. Lineage: Eukaryota; Metazoa; Chordata; Mammalia; Eulipotyphla; Talpidae. Gene Ontology annotation, molecular function: procollagen-proline 3-dioxygenase activity; iron ion binding; L-ascorbic acid binding. The coding region runs from base 453 to 2573 and encodes 706 amino acids. Gene Ontology annotation, cellular component: endoplasmic reticulum.
CCAGAAAAUGAGUAGAGCGCUCUUCUCACGGAGUCAGAUUUUCUUCCUCCCUAAGAAGAGAAGGUCAUCCUAUCCAUUCUCCAACGUAGGAGGGACCCCACGUUGUAGAGUUUUAGGCCCGGGCUGGCCUGCAGCAGCGCUCCCUCUCCGGCACUUGGGUGUGCAGCCCCUGGCAAGCGGCGGCUGCGGCCAGAAGCCUGCAGGGCGCGCUGAGCGCCGGCGAGCGGCUCGCGGAGGCUCGACAGCAGGAGGAGCGUGUGAGCUGUGGGCGUCUCUUUUAAGAGCAGCCGGCCGGCCCGGCCUCCGCCUCUCAGUCCUCGAAGUGCUUACGGUCACCUGAAGUUCGCGGGCAGCCAGACUACUCUCUCCACGAAGGUGGCAGAGGGGGCCCACUCGCUCGAGCCCCGAGCUGCCUGGGAGCGUGGCCCGCCCGCGCCUCUCCGGGGCGGAGGAUGCGGGAGCGCAUCUGGGCGCCGCUGCCGCUGCUGCUGCGGCUGCUGCUGCUGCCGCCGCCGCUGUGGGGUGGUCCCCCGGACAGCCCGCGUCAGGAGCGGGAGCCUGAACCGGGGCCGCUGCAGCCCUACGACCUGCUCUACGCCAGCGGCGUGGCCGCCUACUACAGCGGGGACUACGAGCAAGCCGUGAGCGACUUGGAAGCGGCGCUGCGCAGCCAUCGGCGCCUGCGGGAGGUCCGCGUGCGCUGCGGCCGCCACUGUGCCGCGCGCCGCCCGCUCGCGCCCUCCGGCGUCGGGGCCGGGCCCGAGCUGCACUCGUUCCGCGCCUUGCUGGAGCGGGCGCGCUGCUACCGCAGCUGCGAGAGCCAGCGCCUGGGGGGACCCACGUCCCGCCACCGCGUCAGCGAGGACGUGCGCAGCGACUUCCAGCGCAGAGUGCCCUACAACUACCUGCAGCGGGCCUACAUCAAGCUAAACCAGCUGGAAAAGGCAGUAGAAGCAGCCCACACAUUUUUUAUGGCCAACCCUGAGCACAUGGAAAUGCAGCAGGACAUCGAGAAUUACAGGACAAUGGCGGGCGUUGAAGCAUUCCAGUUGGUAGAUCGAGAAGCCAAACCACACCUGGAGAGUUACAGUGCAGGAGUCAAACAUUAUGAGGCUGAUGACUUUGAGCUAGCAAUCAAGUACUUUGAACAGGCUUUAAGAGAAUAUUUCAAUGAAGAGAUGGAAUGUCGAAUCCUGUGUGAGGGGCCUCAGAGAUUUGAAGAGUAUGAAUAUUUAAGGUAUAAAGGUGGUCUCUAUGAAGCCAUUGCAGAUCACUACAUCCAGGUGCUGAUUUGUCAGCAUGAAUGUGUGAGGGAACUUGCUACCCGCCCUGGCCGCCUCUCACCAAUUGAGAAUUUUCUCCCCCUGCAUUAUGACUACCUACAGUUUGCCUACUAUCGAGUUGGUGAAUAUGUAAGAGCCUUGGAGUGUGCCAAAGCCUAUCUUCUGCUCCAUCCAGAUGAUGAUGAUGUCCUAGACAAUGUAGAUUACUAUGAGAGUCUGUUGGAGGACAGUAUUGACCCAGCAUCCAUUGAAGCCAGAGAGGAUAUGGCUAUGUUCGUAAAACGUCACAAACUGGAAUCAGAACUCAUAAAAUCAGCUGCAGAGGGUCUGGGAUUUUCAUACUCUGAACCAAAUUAUUGGAUCCGAUAUGGAGGACGACAGGAUGAGAAUCGAGUCCCUUCAGGAGUGAGCACAGAGGGAGCAGAAGUUCAUGGAUUGUCAAUGGGGAAAAAAUCAUCAACCAAAAUAGGACGAGAUCUCAGAGAAGGAGGCCCCUUGCUCUAUGAGAACAUUACGUUUGUCUACAACUCAGAGCAGCUGAAUGGAACUCAGCGGGUGCUUCUGGACAACGUCCUGUCUGAAGAACAGUGCCGAGAGCUUCACAGUGUGGCUAGUGGAAUCAUGCACGUUGGUGAUGGAUACAGAGGAAAAACUUCACCGCAUACACCCAAUGAAAAGUUUGAAGGUGCAACUGUCCUGAAAGCACUCAAAUUUGGUUAUGAAGGCCGAGUCCCUCUGAAGAGUGCCCGUCUGUUUUAUGACAUCAGCGAGAAGGCUCGAAAGAUUGUAGAAUCCUAUUUCAUGCUGAAUUCAACCCUGUAUUUUUCCUAUACACACAUGGUCUGCCGAACAGCUCUAACGGGUCAACAGGAUAGAAGAAAUGACCUCAGUCAUCCCAUCCAUGCUGACAACUGUCUGCUGGACCCUGAGGCCAACGAGUGCUGGAAGGAGCCCCCUGCCUACACCUUCCGGGACUACAGUGCACUCUUAUAUAUGAAUGAUGACUUUGAAGGAGGAGAAUUUAUAUUCACUGAAAUGGAUGCCAAGACUGUGACUGCCUCUAUAAAACCAAAAUGUGGGCGUAUGAUCAGCUUCUCAUCUGGAGGAGAGAACCCCCACGGGGUGAAGGCGGUCACCAAGGGCCAGAGGUGUGCUGUGGCUCUGUGGUUUACCUUAGACCCACUCUAUAGAGAACUGGAGCGAAUAAAGGCCGAUGAAGUGAUCGCAAUCCUGGAUCAAGAACAGCAAGGGAAGCGUGACCUGAAUAUCAACCCCAAAGAUGAACUAUAAAAAUGAGAAAGAAUAUUCUAUCAGAUAUUUAUUUAAAUUGUUAAUCUUAUGAGAACCUCUUUAUUUUUGUACAGAACAUGGUAUAAAUUAACAGGUUAAUAUGAAUCACCAGAACUCCCUUCUGUUCCUAAGGAUGCUUGCUUUGCCUAGUCUGUCUGUCUUGGUUUUUCAUCAAUUCUUCUCCCAAAGACAGUUACCCUUGUCCCCACUGCACUUGAGCACAUGCACACACAUACACAAACACACACACAAACACACACACACAGAUACAUCCACUUCAUUUGCUGCAAAUGCAAAAGCUCAAAUAGAGAGCAUUAAGUUCAUUUGUGGCAAAAUAUCAGCUCUUGUACAUGUUUUAGUUCUAAGGUCAGACUCAAACUUGGUCUCUGAAGACCUCCUGUGCCAUUCAGCCAGCUUCUCAUAGCACUUGGGCUGGGGAGCCCCAGGGGUUUCCCCACUGCCUCCUACAUCACUGUCUUACUGCCCCCAGACACAGAGAGGAAAUUUUAUGCUAAGUCCUACACGAGCCAGCUAUCAUCCUCUCUGGGCUGUGGCAGAGUUUUUGACUCUUGUAUUUUCACCAGAGAACAAACUUAUCCUGGAAACUCUUUCAUACUCUGCAGGACUCUGGAAAGAACAGACCUAUGCAUUGUGCCUUUGAAAAAGCUGUUAUAGGGGUUGAAAUAGAAACACCCUUCACCCCAUUUACUUUGGAAAAACGCUAAUCCCACCUAAGCCAUUUCCACAUUGCUGGAGAUUGGGGUCCACUGGUGAGACGGGACAUUUUGUUAGAAAAAAAUGGACUUCUGAGCAAUUCCAGUUUUCAUCUGCACAUAUUUUGGUGAACCCCUCCUCAUGGCUGCUGCUAUUCAACCCAUGGAUUCAUGCUAUGUCUGGAUUAUUUAAUAAAGGGAGCCU